Messenger RNA from Pieris brassicae (large cabbage white), 3872 nucleotides. RefSeq names its product guanine nucleotide-binding protein G(q) subunit alpha (gene Galphaq). The coding region runs from base 376 to 1566 and encodes 396 amino acids. Gene Ontology annotation, molecular function: G-protein beta/gamma-subunit complex binding; G protein-coupled receptor binding; guanyl nucleotide binding. Gene Ontology annotation, cellular component: heterotrimeric G-protein complex. Gene Ontology annotation, biological process: phospholipase C-activating dopamine receptor signaling pathway; adenylate cyclase-modulating G protein-coupled receptor signaling pathway. NCBI's taxonomy places the organism in Eukaryota, Metazoa, Arthropoda, Insecta, Lepidoptera, Pieridae. The record is from RefSeq and is a predicted model, not a curated record. The transcript has 10 exons.
AUAUGAAAAUUAAAAACUUGACGCCAGAUUUUUACACAUAAUUUACGCACCAUAAAAUCAUACAUUACACUCAAUUUUAUAUUAUUUUAUUAAUAUAUAAUAUUAAAAAGCAUAAUUUUAAUAUAUUUGUUAAAACUGGCACGACGCACGCGCACUAGUUCCAUUACCCAAAAUCUCCCAGCGCCAUAUUGAGAGAGGCGGACGUUUUACGAUUUCAGUGAUAAAAAUUGUGGUUAGUGCAAUAAGUUGAAGUGAAAGACUUGAUCGUGCCCUAUGGAUAUAUAUUUGGGAGUGGUGUGCCUCGGUUGAUAGGCCUGCCGAAAGGACACGGCUCCACGCGCGAGGACGGUGUGCGGCCCUCCGCCCAGAGGAAACAUGGAGUGCUGCAUGUCAGAAGAGGCCAAAGAACAGAAAAGAAUCAAUCAGGAAAUAGAGCGGCAACUCCGAAAGGACAAACGCGAUGCGAGGAGAGAACUCAAAUUGCUUCUCCUGGGUACUGGCGAGUCGGGCAAGUCCACAUUCAUCAAGCAGAUGAGAAUCAUCCAUGGCUCGGGUUACAGCGACGAAGACAAGCGUGGCUUUAUCAAACUUGUCUACCAGAACAUCUUCAUGGCCAUGCAGAGUAUGAUACGCGCCAUGGAUCUUCUCAAAAUAUCAUAUGGAAAUCCGUCCAAUGGAGAACAGGCGGAGUUGAUAUCGGCCAUCGACUUUGAGAGCGUGACAACAUUCGAGAGUCCCUACGUCGAGGCCAUCAAGGGGCUAUGGGCCGACUCCGGCAUUCAGGAGUGCUACGAUCGCAGGCGGGAGUACCAGCUCACCGAUUCAGCCAAAUACUACUUGCAGGAGAUUGAUCGUGUCGCGGCACCAAACUACUUACCGACCGAACAAGACAUUCUGCGCGUCAGAGUGCCUACUACGGGCAUCAUCGAAUACCCGUUUGACUUGGAAGAGAUACGAUUUAGCUAUUUAAGUGAUCUGGAGAGAAUCGAAAAAGACGAUUUUCUACCCACGGAGCAGGACAUUCUCCGAGCUCGACAGCCGACUACAGGCAUUCUUGAAUAUCCUUUCGAUCUAGACGGCAUUAUAUUUAGAAUGGUGGACGUUGGCGGACAAAGAUCCGAGAGAAGGAAGUGGAUUCACUGUUUCGAAAAUGUCACAUCCAUCAUUUUCUUAGUAGCACUUAGCGAAUACGAUCAAAUUUUAUUCGAGUCUGAAAAUGAGAAUCGAAUGGAAGAAUCAAAGGCAUUGUUCAAGACGAUCAUCACGUAUCCCUGGUUCCAGCACUCGUCGGUUAUUUUGUUCCUCAACAAAAAGGAUUUGCUCGAAGAAAAAAUCAUGUAUUCGCAUCUCGUCGACUAUUUUCCCGAAUACGACGGUCCGCAACGCGACGCCAGCACUGCGCGUGAGUUUAUUCUGCGAAUGUUCGUCGAUCUGAAUCCCGACGCUGAGAAAAUAAUUUACUCGCAUUUCACCUGUGCGACGGACACCGAAAACAUCCGAUUCGUGUUCGCUGCGGUGAAGGACACGAUCCUGCAGUCCAACCUGAAGGAGUACAACCUGGUGUAAGGCCGCGUUUGGCGCCCGCACAAAUCUGUGAUUGUGUAUAACACGUAAUUUAAACAUCAUCAUUUCACGACAAAAUGUAAAAAUUCGCGAACUGAUCGGGUGGACGAAAGUUAUUCAUCUUAAACAGAUUUAUGACAAGUAAGGUUAGAUUGUAAGUCAUUUAACCUAAUUAAUUGGCACCGGCGGGCGGUGCCGUUUCAGGACCUUUUUGACAUGUUUUUUUUUAUGAUGAGGUAAUUCACAAUUUAUGUACGUGUCUGUAUCGGUGAAUAUUAAAUUGUGCAUUUUUUUUAAAGCGAGCGGCGAGUCGUGGCCUCACCGUCGCUGCUUUUAGUCAUUGUUUUAGGAUUUUUGUAAAGUUUGUUGCCAUAAUAUCUUUCUACUAGUAUACGUGAACGUCCAGAGGUAUGGAUUCGAACAAACUAGUCGGUCGAAGGGCGUGCCGCGGCCUCUUCGUAUUGUAUAUCGUAUUUAUUUAAGCGACGAAGCCUUUCCAUCCUCGCGUCCCGCGCACUACCGAUUCACUUUGUUUUGUACAUUGGUAUUCUAUUCAUUGACAUGUGUUUGAGCUGUUUUUCUACAAGAAUUGUAUUGACUUAAAGUUUGUGUUACAAAGGCUUCGCGUUCGCGACGGUGUCUCUCCUCGUGUCUGUUCGAGAGUCGGUGCCGACGGGCGUACGUUAGUUGUGUAAGGACAUUUUUAAAUGCAUUUGAUAUAAACUUUUUUUACUAGGAACCCAAUACAAUGCGAUAUCCGUUAAACUGAAACUGAUGUUUUUUGCACGAAAGCUUAACACGGAAUGUAAUAUAUUGUACAUUUGGAUCUAAAUGUGCUGAGUGAAUUGAGCUCACGGGUCGAUGCCGAGUUUUGCUAUUGGCACACGAUUGACACCCGAUGUCGUUGCGUGCUCACACCGAAGCGCGAACAUUUUAUACGUUGUUUUUGAUCUUCCAUAUUUUAGAGAAUAUUUUUUAUUAUUAUAUGCUUAAUUUAGUGUGUUGCUUCGUGUUUACGGUUAGUUAUUUUAUGUAUAGUAAGGAAACCGAGUUUCUAUUUCGAACAUGUAACUUAUUUGUAUUAACUUAUUUGUUGUUGUGACUCUGUAAUAUUCUUGGUUAUUUUAAGCGAGGACCGAUACCCGAUACUGUCAAUAGCAAAACCGUUUGCUUCUCGAGAUACAUACAUCUGUCUGAAAUGCUCAAAAUCAUGUGAAUUUGGAACUUAGCGCACAAUAUUGGAGUCUUUCUAUUCAUGUUACCCAUUGCAAUCUCUGUGUAUGCCCUGUACAUAGUUGUUUGUACAGCGAUGUUUAUUACUGUUCGGUGCACGGUCAAUUCCUAAAAUGCUUGCGUGCCGAGCGAUUCCACCAUCUGACAGUCGCUUAUAUAUUUUUGUUAUACUUAUUGUUGAAUGCGUAUAUAUUUUUAUUUAGAGGUGGGCACCGUGUGCCUCGCGAAGUGUCGAAGCGUUAACGAUGACGUCAAUUUCAUGAGAUUGUUUUAAUGUAAACCAAAGAUAUAGCAACUUUAUUAAAUUCUGUUUCGAUUUUUAUUUACAGUCUCUUAAAUCGACGUCACUGGACUAUUCAUAGAACAGUACAUUAGUGUACGUAUAGUCUACGCUGGGUCCUAGGGAAACUAUCGUAUACCUACUAUAACGAAUCUGGCCCUUACGAGUAGUAAUCGUUUAAUUUUCUAUGACUAUUUGAUCUUUAACUGUCCGUUUUAUAAAUGUUCCCUUGUUUACGCGAUCGUUUACUUAGGGUCCAUCCAUCCUCACAUGCUUUACUUGUAAAUGUGAAGCAUAAAUUAUACGACAGUAACGCUAGUUUAACGGACUGAUUAUUUAAUUAUAAACGUACUGAUAAACACCAACACAGAGGACCAAUAAGAAUAUCUUAAAAUUAUCUCUUAUUUUGGUCGUAUAGUAUAUGUCGGAAUAUUAAUUACUCGAGCACAAAUUAUUUUAAGCUUCACUAAGUUACCCUUCAAGCACAAAUGACAGAAUGAGAUUUUAUUUAUACGUGUUAAUUUAUGAAUGUUGAGAUGCGACUCGAGAUGGUCUCGGCACGCAGCGCCUGCGCCGAACGAUGCCGAUCUUCCUUUCAAUGACUGAAUUUACCGGUGUGAUUUUUUUACGAUUGGGCGAUAACUACACAAUAUUGCUAAACUAUACUAUAGUCUAACGUUGCUUUACCUUUUGCGUGAGAUUGUGAGAAUUUUAGCUUAAGUUUCGACUGAAGAUGGAUGCCUGUAUGUAAUAUUGUAAAUUAUAAUUUCUCAUAAAAUAUAAUUUUUUUCAGCUA